AUGAAAUUGAAUCACAAGUUUCGUCUAGUACCUGUAGACGAGGAAACGCUAAAUUUGAAUAAUUUUGAAGACGAAUUGAAGGAUUUACGUGAUAACAAUAAGAUUCCCGAUUAUAAAAAGGCUGAAUUGUACGAAGAUUUGAUUGCACGUCUACGUAAUUAUCGUGAAAGUAUCAAUACUCCUCCUCUUGUCCAAGUUGCUACCCCACCUUCAUUUGUUGUGCCAGAUUACAAACUCCCAAAGAGUUUUAGUGAUUUAUGGUCACGUCUGCCAGAGAUUCGUACCUCAGACAAGGGUGAACUCGUAAUAAACAAUACAGUUACCCCAAACACUAAUAUCAAUCAAUUGUUGGACUACGCUUUGAAUAAAACCAGCCAGAAGCCAAACGGUUACGAAGUCCUUGAUCACUUUUUGAACAGUAAAGGGGUAAACUUGUCACGGAUCCGUGCUCGUUUGCUGAAACCUAAAACGGAGCAAGUCGAAUCAAAAAUUGAGCAAGUGAAAUUGGAGCCUGAGCAGAAGCCCGAGGCAUUACAUCAAGAGCCCAAAAGCCGAAAACGGCAGAAGACUGUAAUUUUUACGCCAACAAAAUCAACGACUGAGUCUGGUCGUAAAAAGAUUGAACAUCAAGAGACCAAGAGUCGCAGACGGAAGAAACCUGUAGUUUUUACACCCACCGAUCAUGAAGAAACGUACCACACGCCAAAAACGUCAAGAAAAACUCAAGGUGGUAGAGGAACCAAACGCUUCUACAUUAGACUCUGGAG
Molecule: messenger RNA, 767 nt
Organism: Auanema sp. JU1783
Lineage: Eukaryota; Metazoa; Nematoda; Chromadorea; Rhabditida; Rhabditidae
Source: the annotation of a GenBank genome assembly